UUAAAGCUGUAUGUAUAAUGUAUAUAUCAUCUUCAAAAGAAGAAGAAAAAAAGAAUCCCAUUCUCUCUUACUUACAUUUGUUCUUCAACCUCUUCUCAUAUUAUUCCAUUCCAUUCUAGAGAGAGAGAGAGAGAGUAGAGAGAGAAAGUCAGAAGAAUAGAAUGUUCCAUCAGAAAAAGCCACCAAAUAUGAACACUAAUAAUAGUAAUAAUAAUUCUUCUCAUAUGUUCGUCGACGGAGAUCACUCCGGUCUCGUUCUCACUACCGAUCCAAAGCCUCGUCUCCGAUGGACCGUCGAACUCCACGAACGCUUUGUCGACGCCGUUGCACAGCUCGGUGGCCCCGACAAGGCUACACCAAAGACAAUCAUGAGAGUUAUGGGUGUUAAGGGUCUCACUCUUUAUCAUCUCAAAAGCCAUCUUCAGAAAUUUAGGCUGGGAAAGCAGCCUCACAAAGAAUUCAAUGAUCAAUAUUCAAUGAAAGAUGUUGAGAGAGCAUCGUCGUUAGAACUUCAACGAAACAAUACGUCGUCGUCUGGAAUCGCGGCCCGUAAUAUGAACGAGAUGCAAAUUGAGGUCAACAGAAGACUGCAUGAACAAUUAGAGGUUCAAAGACACCUGCAAAUCAGAAUCGAAGCUCAAGGUAAGUACAUGCAAACCAUUCUCGAAAAAGCCUGCCAAACCCUCUCCUCCGGCGAGAGCAACGCCGCCGCGGCGGCGGCAUCGGCGUCUUCUUCAGGUAUGUACGGAUUCUCAGCCGCAAAAAAUUUUCUGCCGCCGCCGCCGCCGGAGAAUAACUUCCCGUAUCUUCAAGAUCUCAACAUAUACGGAGGCGGCGAUCAUCAUCAAAUAAUUAGUAAUAAUAAAAGCGGGAAGAGCCCGUUGAUCUGGGCCGAUGAUUUCAGGCUCCGGGAACUCGGACAAUUAUCAGCCGUUGAUGAUGACGACGGCGGCGGCGAUGAACGCCACCAGAUUCAGUUUACCUCUCUUUCGAUUGAUCAUACAGCUUCGGAUAUUAAUAUUAAUUAAUUAAUUAAUUACGUGGCGGCGGCGGCUGAGAGGAUAUGAAUCAAUUAACCACUGAUCGACCUGCUGCCGGCGCCGGCGGCGCGCCACCUGGCUGCAGCUCGCCGUAAUAUAUGUAAUCUUUCUUACACACACAUUUUUAUUUUCCAAAAUAAUUUACAGGGUUUGAGAGUUUGAAUUAACAUUUACAAUUUACAAGUGUUGUAAUAAUUCAGUGCACAUAUGCUAAUUGGCGCUGUAAUUUUUCGUUUCGCGCGCUAAUUAAUUACGUAGGAACUUGUUAAUCAUGUAUUAAUUAUGUUUUAACUUAUG
This is a messenger RNA of Erythranthe guttata (spotted monkey flower), 1337 nucleotides long. Its product is annotated as Homeodomain-like superfamily protein. Gene Ontology annotation, molecular function: DNA binding; DNA-binding transcription factor activity. Lineage: Eukaryota; Viridiplantae; Streptophyta; Magnoliopsida; Lamiales; Phrymaceae. The record is from RefSeq and is a predicted model, not a curated record.